Messenger RNA from Durotheca rogersii, 480 nucleotides. RefSeq lists its product as uncharacterized. Bases 1 to 480 code for a protein of 159 amino acids. The record is from RefSeq and is a predicted model, not a curated record. The transcript has 2 exons. NCBI's taxonomy places the organism in Eukaryota, Fungi, Ascomycota, Sordariomycetes, Xylariales, Xylariaceae.
AUGUCUCACCAACAGAACCCCAAGGCCGAUGUCGUGGAUGAGGCGGAAGACAAAGGUGGCCUAACUCCCAAGGAAUUUAAGCUUAUUGAUGCUGUCUACAAGCACGCGUCCAACACCUCGAAGCCCGUAACCGACUGGGUAGCCGUCGCUGCAGUUGCCGAGUACGCCAAUUCUAAGUCAGCCAGAGACAGAUUCUGGAAGAUAUGCAAAAAAUUCAAUUGGUUCCAAGGCACUAUUGCUGAUGAAGCCUCCACAAAGGCUACCAGCACCCCCAACACCAAGAAGCGUGCUAAAUCGGUAGAGGAACCCGCAGGACUGGAGCUAGAAGGUGUUGCCAAUAGCGGCGAUGCCGAGUCAAGCACUCGCCCGAAAAAGCGCCGAACUACGCCCGCCAAGAAGAAGCCCAUUAUGCCUGAGAAAUUUGAUGAAAAGACGGAGGAUGAUCAGAAGAAUGUGAAGAAAUCGGAAGAGGCUGAUUAA